UUAACCUUCAUCGGGCUUCCCUUGAUCUCGGCUCUGAAAACAAACUCAAAUUGAUUUCAGCUAUAUAAUAAAGUUGUGCUCAAUCUCCUGAGCUCCGAUUAACCUAUACUAUAUCGGAUUUGUCUUGUUAUCGAUUCUGAAAAGAAGCUCAACUUGAUUUCAGAUAAUAAAUUUUGAUUGAAGUUUCAAUUGAGAGGAGCAGGUAAAACGUCUGACUUACUUUUUGAUUUGAAAUUUAAUUUUUUCAAAUUCAUUUAGAUCAAAUAAUUAAGACAGAACUUCUCCUCAUUAAUGUAUUUAAAUAAUUUUAAAUAUAGAGCAAAGAUAGAUAAAAAGAAUGGUCAACAAUAGACCAUGCAGCUCCUCCCAGGGUUCGACAAAACUGAGUGUCCAGUUCUGACUGCGACUGUGAGUGCAAAAACGGUACUGAGGAACUACCAGACAGAGGAAAGUAUUCCCGUGACUGGACCAAAAUCAGAGCAUUAUCAGGACUGUCGGCACCAAGUAUGUACCAGCUCACUCAUGAACUACUCACCCUACCCAAAGAAAGACGCUUCCGAUGAAAACUGGCCCUUGCCGAAUUACAAUAAAAAGCAAUUUCUACAAGAAGCAAAACAAUAUUUGACAAUUUAUCACAAGGACAAGAAAACUAGUGACAACGAGUACCAAAUUCGACUGAAAGAGAUUGAAGAGGAAAUCAAGACAAAACAGUUGGCUACGUACACUACAGACGAACUGAGAUACGGAGCGCAGCUUGCAUGGCGCAAUGCAGCCAGGUGUAUUAACCGCCUCUAUUGGCAGACACUUGAAAUAAUAGACAAAAGAGAAGUGAAGACAAAUGACGCCAUGUUCGAAGUCAUUUGUCAACACUUACGAAGCUCUUUUAACGAGGGAAAGUUGAAAGCAACUGUUUUGUUUUUGCCUCAAAACGCGAGGUUGUGGUCCAGUCAAUAUUUGAGAUUCGCUUGUUAUGAGCAAACCGACGGCACGCUUCUAGGCGACCCAGCAAAUCGAGAGCUAACUCGAUUGGCGAUGAAAAUUGGUUGGAGCAAACCCGAAAGUGAACGAACCGAGUGGGAUGUGUUGCCUGUAAUUGUUCAUUGCAAUCCGGAAGAUCCCAGUUGGUACGAGUUGCCUGAAGACUGUCGGCCGAUUGUCAAACUUUGUCACCCCGACCCAAAAUACGACCGCGCGAUACGUCAACUGGGUUUGCGAUGGUUCGCCCAGCCGUUUGUAGCCGAUAAAGCUAUAGAAAUUGGUGGCGUGGUGUUCAAAUGUGUUCCUUUUAGCGGGUGGUCCAUGGAAACUGAAAUCGGUCGCAACUUAUGUGACGUUCAGCGUUAUAAUGUUAUCCCUAAGCUAGCGCAUAUUAUGGAUUUUGAUGUAACUUUAGCCGCUAGUAGUCAACUCAACAUUGACCGCAUUUAUGUUGAGGUCAAUGCCGCUGUUUUACAUUCUUUCCAGAAAGUUCAAAUAUCGAUUGUGGAUCACCAUACUGCGGCAGCCGGAUUUCAGAAGUUCUUAAAAGAAGACACUGCGGCUCGCGGAAACACUCCGGCGGACUGGGUGUGGAUUGUGCCUCCAAUUAGUAGCGGGAUGAGUCCCGCUUUCCAUCAAGAGAUGAUGAACUACUUGGUGAAACCGAGCAUACUUGAUCAGACCGAACCAUGGAUCCCGUAUUUCGAGAGACUUCGAAAAAAGCAAACAUUUAAAGUGAAACUAAGGAUGAAAAACAACUGGGAACUAGUUGGUAAUGUACUGAACCCGCUUUUUGGAAUGUUAUUAUCCCGAGUGAAGAAACGAAAUUGUGUUGCCGUUUUGUAUGCGUCCACAACGGGAACAGCGGAGUCGUAUGCCAAACAGACGGUUAGUCGACUUUUUAAGGAGGGCUACAGAGCAGAGUUGUAUGAGUUGGACAAAUUCUCGUUCAGCAACACAGACAAAACCCCAAAACUGUUGUUUAUAAUAACUUCUACAUUCGGCCGAGGGAAUGCGCCAGCUAAUGGGCUUCAAACCGAACAAUGGAUGGAAGAAAUUAACCAAAAUUUAAUUGAGCCAGAGGAUAAAGAUAUUGGUCAAGCGAACCGCGAGCUAAGGAAUUCAUGUAGUCACUUUGUAUAUGCUGUUUGCGCGAUAGGUUCUAAAGCAUAUGAAGACUUCUGCGAGUUCGGUGUUUGUCUCGACAAAACUCUGGAAAGUCUUGGAGCCACUAGGUUGCACACUGUUGCAACUUGUGACGCGCUGAGCGACCAGUACAAAACUUUCUGCAAGUGGGAAACGGGAGCUAUCUUGGCACUCAAACAAGCGUUACCAGUCAAACAAGCAUCGCCCCACAAAACCGAUACCCUCAAUGAUGAAGAAAAUAUAUCGAACGACUUGGAAUCAAGUUCGGAGAAUGCUGAAUUACCUGAUGCAGAAGGAGCUGAAGGUAUGAUUGAACUUCGCUUUUACGAUGACUUGUGUGUUAGUAGAGAAGACGUGGGACCAUACACAAAAACCAACCCACUGGAAGCGACGGUUCUCAUGAACAACGAGCUAGUGAAGAAAACCGAAAAUGGGAAUAAAGGGCGUUCGAGUUCUUCCAAAAACCAGCACUCGGUACGUCAAAUAGAGUUAGAAAUAAAAGACAUGCCUUAUUUGGCUGGAGAUCACGUCUAUAUUUUCCCAGAAAACCCAAACUCAGAUGUUGAAAAGGUAAUAAAAAGAUGCGGAAUGAAAUUGGACGACCUUGACUUAGAUCGACCUUGUUCUCUGAGUGUUAUUUCUAAUGGCACCUUUCAGUCUUUGCGUGAACUCAUUUCAAAAUACGUCGACUUGGUCACGCCUUCACUUCCGAAUGUUCUGGCAAGUUUGGUAAGAUACGUAUCAGAUGAAGGCGAAAGGAAGAAAAUAAUGCAGCUGAUUGAAAAUAAUGAGGUUUAUUCCGAGUGGUCAGUCAAUCGGUCGACUGUAAAUGAAGUUUUGGAGGAGUUCAAAUCUGUCGAGAUCAAGCUACAUGAGCUGAUUCAGAUUCUACCCCCUCUUCAGCCCCGCCCCUACUCAAUUUCAUCUUCACCAAGAACCAACGUGAACAAAUUGCAGAUCACAGUCAGUGUGGUAACAUAUGAAACACCCAAUGGAACCAGACGAUAUGGCAUGUGCUCCAAUUUCCUUCACCAAACAGUCGUCAAAGACAAAAGUGUAUCGUCAUUGAAACCAUACAAAACCAACAAAAAGAUUCUACCCUCUAUUGAAUCCCACCAACCUCGGAUGAGUGCGAACAAAUUUCAUGGCAUAGUCAGUACAGUUGGUUACAAACCAACUAAGAAAAGGAAUACUCCGGACUGGUUCCAUACUUCCGCCCCAAAGUAGAGUCUAAAAUUGAACAAUUGUUUGCCUCAAACACAGACGAAAAAACAAGUAAGGUGCGAAUUUUUGUGAUUGCAAAUCCCUCCUUGCGUCUUCCAGGACAGUUGCAGGAUCCUCAUAAGGUGAUUUUUCCAACGUCAUGGAAACAAUGGAUUCUCGACUUCUGAUGUUCGCCUUCGGCUCAGGAAUUGCUCCGUUCCGCGCAUUCUGGCACGAGAUUUUUGUCUCUUAGCAGAACGACUCGGAUACCCGAGAAAGACCGGAUUCUGUUCAUUGGCUGCAGAACUCCAAAUGAUCUCCCAUAUGCUGACGAGUUGAAGAAAUUGACUCAAUCAACCUCCAAAGUACAUCACCAAGUUCUAUCCGAAGUUAUUCCGGUUUAUUCACGAGUACCUGGACACCAGAAACGAUACGUCCAGGACGAAAUACCCCUUUUUGAACAGAAAAUUUAUUCAUUUCUAACCGACACGCACAGUUUCGUGUUUAUAUGUGGUUCGGUCCAAGCUUGUAUUGGGGUUGAACGAGGAUUGGCGUCGGUAAUAGAGUCUUGCCAGCCAGGAAAACCGACGAGAACCGCGGCUGAAGAAUGCAUCAAGAGAAUGAAACGGACCGGAAAGAUUCAGUUGGAGAUGUUCGGAUAGAUAUCAUAUUUGAAAGUGUACAAAUGUAAAAUGGAUUUCAAGGUUUUAUAUAAUAUGAAGAAAUUAGAAUGGAGUUCAGGGUCUCAUUUUUCAUGAAGAAUAUAAUAUGGA
Molecule: messenger RNA, 4100 nt
Organism: Symsagittifera roscoffensis
Lineage: Eukaryota; Metazoa; Xenacoelomorpha; Acoela; Convolutidae
Product: nitric oxide synthase-like protein
Biological process (GO): nitric oxide biosynthetic process
Molecular function (GO): FMN binding; nitric-oxide synthase activity
Source: RefSeq, a predicted model, not a curated record